ACCUUUUCCAUCAUUUAUCCAUUUUUGCUUUCUUUUUCUCCUCUUUUACAUUUUGAGAAUCUUUUGUGUUUCUGGGUUGUUUUAAUUGCACAAUUUUUUUGGUGCAAAUUUGUUUUCUUAGAAGUUUUUAAUAGAUGGGAAAGAAAAAGAAAGAGAUUAUUCAAUUAGAUCGUGAAUCUGUAAUUCCCAUUCUUAAACCUAGGUUAAUACAGGGAUUAACCCAACUUAUUGAAAAUAAGUUAGAGAGGGAGGAAUUUUUGACAUUUUGCAAGAGAGUUGAGUACACUAUCCGAGCUUGGUAUCAUGUACAGUUUGAAGAAAUGAUGCAAUUACACACCCUGUUUGAACCUGUUGUUGGAGCUAAAAAAUUGGAAGAGCGCGAUCUUUCAGAGGACGAAAUUGAUGAACUUGAGCAGAAGUUCCUUGUUCAUCUAUUUCAGAUGAUGAGUAAGAGCAAUUUCAAGAUAGUAUCAAAUCAAGAGAUUGAAGUUGCGGCAUCUGGGAAAUAUUGUUUGAAUCUUCCAAUCAAAGUCGAUGAAUCUAAGCUUGACUCUACACUUCUAAGGAGGUAUUUCUCCAAGCACCCUCAAGAUCAUCUUCCUUACUUUGCUGAUCAGUACAUAAUAUUUCGGCGCGGAUUUGGAUUGGAUCAAAUGACUGCUUACUUUAUUCAAUGGAAAAUUGAUGCUCUUAUUUCACGUGCUUGGCAAGGCUUCUUGAGAUUGACUGGUCUGAGGAGAUUCUUCUCAAGGAGGAGAAGAGCACGCUAUGUGGGAAAUCAAGAACAGCAGGUAGAUAUAGACUCAGAAGAUGAAGAGGAUGGUGAUGAUGAUGGUGAUGAACACGACUUAUUCAUUGAACGAAUUCGCAUCCAGAAUAUGAACCUCAGUAUUCGCCAACUGAUCAGUCAAACAACGAUCCAAGAGCCAACCUUUGAGAAGAUUAUCAUUAUAUACCGAUUGCUCCCUAAGGAAGCAGAUGGUUCUAAGAAAGCAGAUGGCUCUAAGGAAGCAGAUAGUAGAGCAAUUUACGUGAAGCACUUCAAAAACAUUCCCAUGGCUGAUAUGGAAAUCGUUCUUCCUGAAAAGAAAAAUCCAGGACUGACUCCACUUGACUGGGUUAAAUUCCUUGUUACAGCUGCCAUUGGACUGGUGACAGUUAUAACUCAGCUCUGCAAGACUAAAGCUAAUAUAAGAGUGUUGGCGCCUAUUUGCUCUGCGGUAGUUGGUUAUUGUGCUAAGAUUUAUUUCACGUUUCAGAAAAAUUUGAGCGCUUAUCAGAGUUUAAUCACGCGGUCCAUGUAUGAGAAACAAUUGGACAGCGGGAGAGGCACACUACUUCACCUAUGUGAUGACGUUAUCCAUCAAGAAGUAAAAGAAGUCAUUGUUGCAUUCUUCGUGUUGAUGAAAUAUGGGAAAUUCACUCGUCAGGACCUUGACAGGAAAUGUGAGGAGCUGAUCUUAGAGCAAUAUACUGAGAACUGUAAUUUUGACGUAGAUGAUGCUAUUCACAAGUUAGAGAAGUUGGGCAUCGUUCAUAAGGUGAAAGAUAUACCGUCAUUCCCACCUAUUCUCUGUUUAGAUCAAAGUGAACAGUACUCAUCAGUAGAUGUGAAGAAGGCUAAUGACUUUAUUGGCACCACCACGGAGGAAAUUGUUACAAAUGCAAGUCAGAAUGCUCAGUGAUGAAUAUGAUUGAACAUUUGUAUAGCAAGU
Molecule: messenger RNA, 1715 nt
Organism: Beta vulgaris subsp. vulgaris (sugar beet)
Lineage: Eukaryota; Viridiplantae; Streptophyta; Magnoliopsida; Caryophyllales; Amaranthaceae
Exons: 15
Coding region: 135-1685 (516 amino acids)
Source: RefSeq, a predicted model, not a curated record